Molecule: messenger RNA, 1386 nt
Organism: Bipolaris victoriae FI3
Lineage: Eukaryota; Fungi; Ascomycota; Dothideomycetes; Pleosporales; Pleosporaceae
Exons: 4
Coding region: 1-1386 (461 amino acids)
Biological process (GO): regulation of DNA-templated transcription
Molecular function (GO): DNA-binding transcription factor activity, RNA polymerase II-specific; zinc ion binding
Source: RefSeq, a predicted model, not a curated record
AUGUUCCUGGUACUGAAGCCAAACGCGGAAAGAGCGUUUGUUCCUUACACGCCCAAUUCCAUACCUCAAAGUAUCCAAAGAACAGCUUGCUUGAAUUGCCGUGCAAAGAAACUCAGAUGCGAGGGUCAGAAAACAGCAUGUGAUCAAUGCAACUCGAAGCAGCUGAAAUGUGUAUAUUCUCGAAACACCAACCAUGAUACACAGAGGAACCGGAAAACGAAAAGGGCUCGAAAUAAAUCGAAUGCCGUAGUGGAGACUAAGAUUACAAAUGCUGGCAGUGAAAUCCGCUCUGAACCAGAGUAUCAUACAACAGAAGCAAGAUCAGAAUCUGAGAGCACAAAUUCAUCACCUAUAGAAUUGAUAUAUGAAGAGUUUCUGAAUCAAUCUGAGUCUUUUGAUUUGGAACCCUACUGGGAGUCGCUGGAAGCAGCCGAGCUAUUCGGGGACAACUCUAUGAGUUUGAUAAAUAUGGACAUUGACUGUUCAAAAAUUCUUUCCAGUUCAAUCAACAGCUCAGCAAAGAAAGAUAAAGCGCGUCUUGAAGAUGGCCAAUAUAAUGACUUCCAUUCUGAGCGAAAUGUCUCCACUGGAAAUGCAAUAAGCAAUUAUGAGAAAGCACUCGGACAGGGAACACAUCCAGCAAACCUCAUCUCCAACAAUGCGCACGAUUGCUUGGAGUUUCCCAUAAUCUCAGAACCAACUCAUCUGAUGUCUCCAGUCUUUGGAUCUUCCCAAGUAGGCUUUGGAGAUUCAUAUCAAGCUUCUCGGAAGCAGAGUUCCUCGUCCGCCCCGACAUCACUGACCACCUGCCAUUGCUCAAGUAUGGUUUUAGAAACCUUGACAAGGGUCAGUGGAGAGUCUGUUGACGGUAAGACUCACCAGAUACAUCAAGCUCUCGACAUGAUCAAGAAAAUUCUGAAUCACUUAUCGGUUGGCGCGACAUGCCAAACGUGUAAUCACCAAAGCGAUCUUAUGAUGUUGAUUACGACCACUUUUGAGAAAUCUAUUGAUUCAUUUGAUCGCUCGCUAAAACGAUACAAAAGUAGAAUCACAACAUCUGAAUGGCAAUCUCUUGAUAUGUUUUUUGGCCAAGAAAAUAGUUUCAGCUCGUCAGGAGAAGCAACACAGCUUUCCUUCUCUUCGAUUGAUGCAUCACAGAAUGAUUUAGGGCUGGAAAAACUCAAAACGAUAUCUUUUGGAGAGUAUUGCGUGGACCAGAGAGAGGAGCAGUUACUGUUGGUAGCUGUGUUGGUGAAGUGUCAGAUCAGAAAGUUAGCACAGUUCCACAGCAAGAUACAGGCAUUAGCUGCUCUAAGAAAGUGGGAAAUGCAUCGGGUUCUUUUAGAGCAAGUCGGGCAGAAGAUUAGAGCCUUGUAUCUGAAGUAG